UACACGUACUGGGUACCCCUGGUAUUCGUGCUCGCCGUCACGGUGAUCCGCGAGGCGACGGAGGAGAUCAGGUGCUACAUGCGCGACAAGGAAGUGAACUCGCAGAUCUACAGCAAGCUCACGGCGAGAGGCACCGUGAAGGUGAAGAGCUCCAACAUACAAGUCGGAGACCUCAUCAUCGUUGAAAAGAACCAGCGGGUCCCUGCUGACAUGAUCUUCCUGAGGACGUCGGAGAAGAAUGGGUCUUGCUUCUUGCGCACCGAUCAGCUGGAUGGUGAGACGGACUGGAAACUGCGCCUCCCCGUGACCUGCACCCAGAGACUGCCGACUGCUUCU
Messenger RNA from Tinamus guttatus (white-throated tinamou), 336 nucleotides. The record is from RefSeq and is a predicted model, not a curated record. NCBI's taxonomy places the organism in Eukaryota, Metazoa, Chordata, Aves, Tinamiformes, Tinamidae.